Molecule: messenger RNA, 4909 nt
Organism: Sebastes umbrosus (honeycomb rockfish)
Lineage: Eukaryota; Metazoa; Chordata; Actinopteri; Perciformes; Sebastidae
Exons: 6
Coding region: 722-4126 (1134 amino acids)
Biological process (GO): positive regulation of transcription elongation by RNA polymerase II
Molecular function (GO): protein binding
Source: RefSeq, a predicted model, not a curated record
UAAUUAUUGAAAUUAAAAUGAAAAAAAUGCUUGAAAUGUUUUAGUUUACGUGUAAUGAGUCUAUAAUAUAUUAAAUUUUCACUUUCUUAAAUAACUGAUGGAGAAUAUUGAACUUUUUCAAGAUAUUCUAAUUUUUUGAGCUGCACCUGUAGUAUACAGAUGGACUGAUAUUAGUUUGAAGUCGAGCCUGUUUCUCACACAUGGGUAUCAGUAUAUAUUAGUGUAUGAAGUCUUAUUAAAUCACACAUUUAAGCCCUUGGUUUGUUCUAGUGUAGACUUUAGUACUACUAAUACUUUAGUAAUAGUACAAGUACCUCGAAAUUGUAAGUACAAUACUUGAAUAAAUAUACUUAGUUACUUUCCACCACUGAAUAUAGUCUCUGACCACCAAAAUGGGACCUCUAGCAUGGAUGUGUCUAGACGGCCAAUCAUUUAAGGCGAAAAGGGAAGUAGCUGAAGUGAACUAUCUCGUUGUGUCUGUACUCUUUGACUGUCCGUUGCUGUGGUGACCUGGAGAUUACUCUCCCGCCGCCUGGUGGCGGAGCGACACACGACAGUUUCUGUCUGAUGAUGACCAUGCUGACCCGUGGAUGACCUCCCAAAACGGAUAGAAGAAAAAAAACCGAUUAUUCCGUCUGUUAAUAUCGCUUUUAAACAAACUAAUGUAAUUUCUGUGACGUGGGAGCGGAUUUAAAGGGAGCAUUGAGACGUGGAUGGAGAGAUGUGGUGCUACCAAAAACCGGGGUUUGAAGCCCUCGUCCUCGCUGAGCUGCAGAGACAGCAACAGUGCGGCCAGUUCUGUGAUACUCUGCUCAAGACAGAAGGUGUGUCAGUGCCAGCACACAGUUGUAUUCUCUCCGCCAUCAGCCCCCACAUCUCCUCCGCUCUGUCCACCACGCCGCCGCCCCCUGCAGGUCAGACCCAUCUCUUGGAGUUUCGGGCUCUUGGCGCCUGCACCCUGCUCCACAUGGUCAGACUGCUGUACUGUGGGGAGAUGGCAGGGCAGGGGGAGAAGGAGAAGCAAGAGGCUAUUUCUGCUGCAGCCAAGCUGGGCAUCCACGGGCUGGUGGAGGUCACAAGAAGAGAUCGUAAGAGCAGAAAUGAGGAAGGAGAAGACUGGCAUACGGAGGUAGGAGUGCAGACGGAGCCACUGAUGCCUGAGGAGAAUGGAGGGAGGCCGGGCAGGUGGAGGAGAGAAGUGACGGAUGGAAGCACCUUUCUGUGGAAAGAGACACUGUCAGAUGGUAAAAAAGACACAUGGACUCAGACAGAGGAGCAGAAAGCACAAACGGGUCCCCCUUCUCACUCAGCAGCCUCCUUUGAGACCAUUGAUAUGGGCGCUCUCCAGAGUUUAGGACAGACCCAUCUUGUUCCCCCAGGAAUUCCCUACAUCCCCAUAUCCCUCGUCUACCCACCAGAUGAAAACCAAACACACCAACCUUCAUCUGCUCUCGUGGAUUCCAUGCAGGAAUCCACAGCAGCUGGACACACAUCUGUUGUGGCUCCGCCGUACACCUUCGCCCCACCACCCCUCCUUCCUUUUUCCAGCCUAGCGACCCCGUGUGCUGCCGACUGGUGGGCCGGCCCCCAAGGAGCACCCAGUGGUGUCGCAGCAGAAUGGGAGGACGAGCGCUUAGAGCGGUUUCAAGGCAACAUCCCAGGAUACAUCAGCUACUUCCUGAACCCGGAUAAGGAGGAGGGCUCCGGCAGGGGGCGAGCAAGGAGGCGGCGGGGAGCAGGAGUGGGAGGUGCCAGGAGAGCUGGGACGGGUGAGAGAAGAGCCAGGAGGCCACGAGCAAGAGCAGGAGGCAGGGGGAGAGGAGGGUUAACGCAGACGGUGGAUGUGCAGGACGUGGGGGUGAGCAGGCUGCAGAAGUUGUUCCUGCAGAGGUGGGGGUCGUCCAGGACGGGUCAGGGCGGAGGAGCUGUAGGCAGGAAGUUGUACCUAAACACCAGAGAGCUUCUGAAGAGCUGUCAGAGGAGGAAAGGGCGCGGCAAAGCGUGGGAGCUCAGCCAGAGAGGAGACGCGCCGCCGUACAGUGAGGGAGGAGGAGGUAGCAAGCAGCGUGGAAGGAAGAGUACAGUGCAGCAGUGUAACCAGGAUGGUCUUCCUGUUGGCAGGGCUCCGAGGGCGAGGGCCAAACCAACAACAUCAGUUUCCUUUCCUUCCUCUCACAUGCCAUUCUACAACGUUCCGUCACCCGGCCUGCUGUCACCUGCAGCCUCCUACGUGCCUCCAGCAUCGUCCCUCCUCCACAGCACCUCCCUCCCUCCUCCGGCUCGUCCACCUCACGAGGAACAGCCCGAACACAUUGAUCGUCUACUAGAGGCAGUGAUGAUGGGCCUCGACAUUUUACCGAACAACGCUGCUCCACAUUCUCAGCCUCCUCUUCCAACCAGUAGCAGCAGUUGUGCCUACGCCUCCUCUGUCAAUACAUUGGCUCAAAACAAACAACAAGGCCGUACCACUGGCCUCCUGGAAGCAAGUCCAGGUUUUCACGGGGCCGCACAUGUUGUUGCUGUAGCAAGAGGAGCUGCUGGCUCCAGCAGUGAGAUGCCUGUUCUGCAGCAGCAGGGAGAGGGAGAGCUGACUGAGAUGUUGGACCACUUCCUCCAGUCCUUUGAGCAGCAUGUUGACUGCUGUACUGCCAGGGAAGAGGUGGAGACGGGUGGCCAAAGCUGCGCUGAGGCUGCACAGAGCAAAUACAGAAACCCCCCCCAUCUACAGAACAUACACACACCGCGUCCAGCCAGACGCUCUCAAGUAACUGAACUGCAACAGAGAGAUGAAGGUGAAACACAGCCGAGACGUUCACAGCCUCACACGGCUUCUGCUUGCAGCGCCGCUCCCCCCAAACAUACCGAGGGAUCACCGGAGAAAGUCAGACCGCCAGCCAAACGAAAGAAGAGAAGAAAAAAUGAGUAUCUGUUCUCAUUGGAGAGAAAAAGGGUGAGAGUGAGGAAGCCGGUGUUAUCACGUGACGAAAAGGCCAAAAUCGUUCGCGACCGAAGAGACGAGCAGCUGCAGCAGAUGCCUGUGGUGAAACUGAGGAGGAGUGGCCCGCUGCCAGACAGAGUUACACUGCAGGAACCCAGCUGUCGAGAAGUCAAGAGUACUGCAAAAACAAAGACCAGUUCAUCAUCAGUGAAAUGCCCUCGUGACUCAUGGAGCACAAAGACGUACCCGAUCAGGAGUAGGUUUAGAGACGCACUUAUCAUGGACAGUGUGCCCUUUCUUGAGGAGCCUCUUCAAAUAAAACGACCAACCUCCGCAAGCCGAUCAUGUCGCAGCCGAGGCAGACCCAAUAAAAAUGGACAACUCCUCACUUUAUCUAACGGUGAGAGUUCAACACCACCGAUUCAGCCGCAGGCCGUGGAGCCCCGUGGCACGGAUGAACCACUGGAGAAAAAUCAAGAGACACGUGGAGAAGAAUCGACUGUCCAUCCACAGGAGGAAGCAGAGGGAGCUACGAGGAGGGGAGAGAAGAGGGCAGCAGAGUCAGAGGAGGCGACAAGUGUUGAAUCCACUGUGGCCAAGAGGGUUUGCUUUGAGCCGACCUCUGAAACAGGCUUCGCGAGCGCUCAACCUGCAGAACCAGCAACCAGAGAGAUGAAGGACGUUUCGCUGACCAGUGUAAGCGAGUGUGUUCAAAGAGAAGACGGAGAAGUUAAAACAACGCAGAGUGAAAUCAAACUCAAAGAAACAGAGGGAAGUUUGAUGGAUGAAGAGAUGGAGAGCAGCGGUGAUGAGAUAAUCGAUGUGGACGGAGACUCUGAAGACGACCGCUGCCAGAGCAGAGCGACACAGACUCUCUCACAUGUUUUCAAAGUGACGCCUUCUGGGUCCCCUUCUUCACAUUCAGCUAAGGAGGUCAGUCUGUGGUCAACAGGAAGCUGGGAAGAGACUGACGAUGAGGACAUUGAUGUGAUUGGCUGUUCCAGUCCCGCCCCUGAUCCGGUGAUCAUGAGCUGGACAGAGUCUUCAGAAGGUGAGGAAGAGGAUGGAGUCGAGGACACUGACGUUGUUGUUGGAGAAAAGACAGACUACGGUUCAUCGGCGGUCUUCGCUACUGUGAGUACAGGUGAGCUUAACAGAAAAUAUCAGACUGAUGUGCUCUUAUAUUAGCAAGAGCAUUUUCUUUUCUCCUCGUCUUCUACAGUUUAUGUUAUUUCCUACAUUUCCCAGAAAACGUUUGUUUAAUUUAGCAGCGAGUUAAAGGGCAGGUAGAGAGACAGAGAUCAAGACAAAUGUCUUCUGUUUUUAUUGUGUUCACCUCCAUGUGCAAACACUGACAAUCACGUGAGGGAUUUUUGUUUUCCUAUUCCACCAACGUUUAGGAAAAGAAGAGUUGUGAGCAACAUGUUAACUAUUUGUUUGGAUUGAUAAAGAAAAGACGUGCAUCGUAAUGCAUAAAGACAUUUUAAUCAGCAACAGAAACUACAGGUGUGUAGUUUACAUGCAGCUGUUGAGGUUCAGCUCUUGAGUUGAGUAUACAGACAACCAUUGUCAAACUGUCAAAGGUGACAGGGAUCGUUACUUUUUUUGUAUUUUGAAGAUAUUUAGCCGCUGAUUUUAUGUAAAGACUUAAAAAGUUGUUACUGCUAAGUCCAGUAGUUUGUGAUUGUUAAGCAGAUAUGUUCAGCAAAGUUUGUUUUAACUGUCAAAAUCAGGUUUACAUACCGUCAAAGGAAUGAAGGGUGUUUUAGUAGUCUGAACUAUGACUAUGACUGUUUUAGUUGUAAAUAUGAUUAAUAAUGUCAGCUUCUGUUCUGUUCGGCCACAGUUUGUAAAUGUUCCAGGAAAACUUGCGUCUUCCUCGUUUUACUGUCAGGUUAUGUUUGAUACUGUUCCUCGUGGCACUUUUGAGUCUAGGACUCUGAUUUCUACAAUAAAAAAUCCUUUCUAUUU